Messenger RNA from Dicentrarchus labrax (European seabass), 1702 nucleotides. RefSeq lists its product as uncharacterized. The record is from RefSeq and is a predicted model, not a curated record. Bases 64 to 999 code for a protein of 311 amino acids. Lineage: Eukaryota; Metazoa; Chordata; Actinopteri; Moronidae. The transcript has 5 exons.
GCUUGGUGUGAGGGGGGGAGGGCUUCAUUUCUUACUUUCUCUUUCAUCUUCUCUCGAGCUACAAUGGCUGCUGCACACAGGAUGAGGAGAGAGGAAGAAUUUCUGAAAAAGAGAGAUUAUUUCAGAAGGAAUGCUUUCUGGAUUAUCGAGGAAAUGGUGGAACUGAGUCCACAACACCCAUCAGUGUUGGUAGAUGAGGUUCUCCAUGGUAUCUUCUUUUUGGGAGACAUCUUCACUCCACCGUAUUCCCCAAAAGAUAUUGUGAGUGAUGAUGACAUGCUGAACACGCUGAAGGGCCGCUACCCUCGGCCCUUUCAACUCUAUUCCUCUCAAGUACCCAAGCGGAGUCCAAUCUCAUGUGUGCUGGACAUGAUUGUACUCCUGAUUGGACGAGAGAAGGAAGACCAAAUAGUAAAGAAGCUGCGACAGCUCAUUGUUAAACUGAAGCAGAAUGAAGCAACAGAUCUGAUCUCCAGCACCAUUUGUGUCUCUCAGCCCAACAAUACCCGCAAUUCACCCAGAUACUACGGAGUCUCCAUGUCCACCUCUGGCCGUAAUCCCGGACGAAUCAUGAUCGCUGCAUCUUGUCUGAGCAACUGGGAGCAUUACGUGGCUGGUGCAGUGAUGACCUACUAUCCAAACAAUAAGAAGAAGGGUUAUUUUGAUGGAACCAUCAAGCUUCCAAAGCAGGUCAGGUGCCAGGCGUUCAGCCUCAGUAGAGAGGAAGAAAUGCCUCCGUGCAGAUCUUGUGGAAAUUUGUUUGGUUUGACAACAAGUGACACAAAGGAAUGGCCGUAUGGAAACUGUGCCGAACCUGAGUGUGUGAGCAAUUUGCUCAGAAAUGAGAAGGAAGUGAGAGAGCAAGCACGACCAAAAUCUCCGACGUGCACGGAUGCGAACAGGGAAAAAGCAAAGGAGAGCGUCUUGAAAGAGCUUACUAAUAUUCUGCGCAUGGUGCAAUUUAGUUGGGACAAAACAUUUUACGCCCCACAAGUUUGAUCUUAAAGAGCAGAAAUGAUUGGGUAUUAAAAAUGAAUUGUACAAUUAUUAUGGGACUUUAUUUUAAAGUAACCUUGUGAUUCUUUAUCAGUAAAACCUUUGAGGCACUGCUUACUUCUUUGUUGACAUGAAAUUCAUGUGAUCACAGCUGUAAAUCUAAUGUGUUAACUACUUCCUACUGUAAGAAUAAAGAUAUGAAUGCAUUCAUGGCAAUACAAAAAAAAGUGAACUUGUUGUGUGUUUACUGUUUGAAUGAAGCAUGCAGAAGAUCCUCGGCAGCAACCUUUAACAAAAUGCUAAAUGCAUUUCCUAAUGUCAUUGUGUUAGCCGGUACAUGCAGCAUCAGACCUGAGACUGUUUAAUGUGUGCUGCUCAGAUUGAUUAGAUCAGCUUUAUAAUGAUGAGUUUACAGAGUUUAGUCACAGAGGAAUGUUAACUUGAAGUUUGAACAAACAGAGAAUGGACAACCUGUGUCCAAGCCUGUCACUGCAGCGCCAUAUUCCAUUUACUUCUUCCUGUCAGAAUAUAUUUACAGUUUGUUUAAGAUUUUCUGCUAAUUUAUUUAUACGUGUUAGCAUUAAUGUGAGGCUGUUGUUUUUUUAACCCUGUCAGUGUGUGUUUUUGGAGGUUUCGUAAAUAUUAUAUUGCUUGUGAAAUCAGUUAUCACUGUUUGUUGUUUUUAAUAAAGGUAUGAACAAAAUCA